GCAGGUUAGCGGCCGCCAAAAAGGUUCAUGGAAAGUUCACCCGCAUAUAUUAGGUAAUUCAAUCGGUCCCUGUGACAUAACUAGUAUGAAGUGGUUGUGUAGAGACAACAUAACCCAUUCGUCAAUAAAUGGGAGCUAAGAACUCCAAAACAAACUUUGUUAUGUAAAAUAGCCUACUAUUCUGUUUUUGUCGGGUUUUCACAGGGACUAUUUUGCUGUGCCCCCGGCGCGCGAUGGACGCAAAUAUUUUUUGAAUGAAUCCAUCGAUGGAAAUCUUCUCUCGGCGCCCGCAUACAGCUGUAGAUAUUUUUGCAUCGACUCAAAUUAAUAAAAUAUAAUUUUGGUCAAUUACAAACUUUGAACAAAAAUGUCCAUCAUACGCUUGACUGAGAGGGAAAACAGAAUUCUACUUGGGCGUGCGAAUUAAGGACAGUUGCAUUCCAUUUGUUCCAUUUGUUCCAUUUCUUUAGAUCCUGACGCAUCUUGAUAAGGACUCGGCCUUACACUAAUGGUAUAGAAAAACAUGUUUGACUAUAUGGAUUUUCUCGCAGUUGGUCCAGGAGAAACGCUGGACUUCUAUACUGCAAGUCCUUGUAUGCUCCAGGAACCAUCUCAAACCGCAUGCUUCACUGGACUAACAGAAACGGAUUGGCAAGUUCAUCGGGUCGCGCAAUCUGUGGAAACCCAGAGCUCCAGCUCAGAGGACCUGUUCGCCAGUCCUCUCUCACCUCUGCCCCCUCCUCGCACCUACAAACCCUGCUUCGUGUGCCAAGACAAGUCCUCAGGCUACCACUAUGGCGUCAGUGCUUGUGAGGGCUGUAAGGGUUUCUUCCGUAGAAGUGUCCAGAAGAACAUGGUUUACACGUGCCACCGGGACAGUAACUGCAUCAUCAAUAAAAUCACCAGGAACCGCUGUCAGUACUGUCGGCUACAGAGGUGCUUCGCCGCGGGCAUGUCCAGGGAGUGUGUUGCCCACAAGGGAAAUCACACCAGAGCUGUCAGGAAUGACCGGAGUAAGAGGAAGGAGAAGAAGGAGACUCCCAAGAUGACCAUCAUCGAGACAUAUGAGCUGACAGCAGAACUGGGCUGUAUAGUGGAGAAAAUCUGUAGGGCCCAUAGAGAGACCUUCCCUUCCCUCUGCCAGUUGGGCAAAUACACUACAAACUCAAGCUCAGACACUAGGAUCCAGUUGGACCUGGGGCUGUGGGAUAAGUUCAGUGAGCUGGCCACCAAAUGUAUCAUCAGGGUUGUGGAGUUUGCCAAACGGGUUCCUGGUUUCACCGGCCUGACUAUAACUGACCAGAUCACCCUCCUCAAAGCGGCCUGUCUGGACAUUCUGAUUCUGCGGAUCUGUACAAGGUACACUCCUGACCAGGACACUAUGACCUUCUCAGACGGGCUGACCUUGACCCGUACACAGAUCCACAACGCUGGCUUUGGCCCGCUCACAGACCAGGUGUUCACCUUCGCUGGCCAGCUGCUGCCCUUGGAGAUGGAUGACACAGAAAGUGGCCUCCUCAGCGCCAUCUGCCUGGUGUCUGGAGAUCGCCAGGACCUGGAGGAGCCGUCUAAGGUGGAGGUCCUGCAAGAGCCCUUACUGGAGGCCUUGAAGAUCUACUCCCGUAAACGCCGGCCCAGCAUGCCCCUCAUGUUCCCCAAGGUCCUCAUGAAGAUAACCGACCUGCGCAGCAUCAGCGCCAAAGGAGCUGAGCGAGUGGUGACGUUGAAGAUGGAGAUCCCAGGUUCCAUGCCUCCUCUUAUCCAGGAGAUGCUGGAGGAGAUGGAGAACCUGGAGAAGCAGAAGCAUUCUGAGGAGGAGCAGAGAGCAGACAAGAACAUCACACCCACACACACACACUCUCCAUGUCCACACAGUACAUAGACACCAGCCUGUUUGCUUGAAAACCUUACUAAAAUGAAAAAUAUACCUCCAAUGGGAUGUCCCGGAAAGGAAAUGAUGAGGAUGGUCAAACGUGAACAAUACCAGUGAAAACAGUGUAUUCAGAGUUAUAUAAAGGGAAUUGUAAAUAGAAUCACGCCACAGUACUUAGUUGUGACGUACAUACAGAGAGCAAAGAGAAUACUCAUAACUGGACGUGACUGGAGAUAUAACAGGACCAGCCUGUGUGUUGGUCAGUAUCAUAAGGUGCUUAGAAGAUGGUUUAAAUACAUACAGUGCAUUGCAGUACUAGAGAGUAGCUUAACAUAUUAACCUCACACAGAGAGCCUUUCUAUACGGAUGGGAGUGGAAUUCAUGUGAAUUGUGACUAGACAUUCCAUUGUGGUGCGACACAGGGGCAAGGUAUGACAAUAUGCAUGAUAUGGAUUCAGUUUAACUCUCAAAAAGGGAUGCAUUUUUCGGAGGUUAUUACUGGGUGUGUGUAGGUCACAAAUGUACGAGAGAUUUUAAAACAGGUACCUACUCUAAAGUAAGGGGGUUCACGUUUCCAUUAUUUAAAGUCUUGCAUGAUUGGCUUUGUUAAGUAAGUGCUAUUACUCUCACCGUGUCAACAUAUAUUCUUCAUACCAUUGUAUGGUUAUGUUUAUCUCUAUGAUGAACGGCAUGGUGCUUUUUUGUGAUAUCGAUUAUAUUCCUAUUUCAGAUAGUUAUUGGUCUAUUAAAGUCUUGGAACUAUAUAUACCC
Messenger RNA from Oncorhynchus kisutch (coho salmon), 2644 nucleotides. Its product is annotated as retinoic acid receptor beta-like. Gene Ontology annotation, cellular component: nucleus; transcription regulator complex. Gene Ontology annotation, biological process: cellular response to corticotropin-releasing hormone stimulus; regulation of transcription by RNA polymerase II; retinoic acid receptor signaling pathway. Gene Ontology annotation, molecular function: nuclear receptor activity; RNA polymerase II cis-regulatory region sequence-specific DNA binding; nuclear glucocorticoid receptor binding. The transcript is spliced from 9 exons. NCBI's taxonomy places the organism in Eukaryota, Metazoa, Chordata, Actinopteri, Salmoniformes, Salmonidae. The record is from RefSeq and is a predicted model, not a curated record. Bases 524 to 1882 code for a protein of 452 amino acids.